UCAAAUCCCGUAAAUGCAUUUUCCCCCAAAUCAAGAACCCUAAAAACAAUUUCCCGAUUAUCACACCAAGCCACCCACAAACACAAGAAGAACUACCCAAUCACCAAUAACCACCGCUUCUUGUCGCCGACGACGCCGAUUUUUGCGAAGAAUUUGUGAGGAGUUGUGUAUCUCGUCUGCAACAGGUUUGUUCCUUCAAAAAAUCUGGAUUUUUUGGCUAUAUGAGCAAGCUUACGAUGGCCAACACAAACAGCAUUCGUCAUUUUUCUCCUUUGCCUUCGAGGUAUGGGAUCCACUAGCCAGCCAACAUUGGAUGAAACAGUGAAUACGCAACCAAGUGUUACUUGCCCAUCGAAUGAGGAUGCAAAUGAUAAUCUCUUUCAAAGGAGAAAGAGAGCCAAGACAUCUACAGUAUGGGCUGAAUACAAAGAAGUGGUCCUUCCUAACGGCGAGAAGAAAGCAGAGUGUAUCCAUUGUAAAUACAAGCUUCAAAUUCAUGCAUCCGGAAGCACUACACAUCUUGGAAGACAUUUACAAAGGUGUGUGAAGCGAGCAGCUUCACGUAGACAACAACAUAUUAAUUUUCCUCCUGCUGAUUCUAGUAAGGGAACAUCUGUCCUUCCUGCUCUUACCGAUGAGUUCAACAUGAUGGUGAUGAGGGAAUUGGUUGCACAAUGGGUGCUUAUGCAUGAGCACCCAUUUACCGUUGUGGAAGAGGAGGGUUUGAACAAUAUGUUGAAAUAUGAGAUUCCAGAAUGGUCAAGGGUUUCACGCAAUACAUGUAAAAAUGAGCACCCAUUUUUUUGUCUUGGAUUGUAUAAUUUGUUGUGUAAUACGUAGUCUAUGUUGAUUUGGAUGUGAUUUAUGUUUGAUAUAAACGCAAAUUUAUCAAAAAUU
This is a messenger RNA of Pistacia vera, 897 nucleotides long. RefSeq lists its product as uncharacterized. NCBI's taxonomy places the organism in Eukaryota, Viridiplantae, Streptophyta, Magnoliopsida, Sapindales, Anacardiaceae. Gene Ontology annotation, molecular function: DNA binding. The coding region runs from base 286 to 840 and encodes 184 amino acids. The record is from RefSeq and is a predicted model, not a curated record. The transcript has 2 exons.